This is a messenger RNA of Closterium sp. Naga37s-1, 858 nucleotides long. The record is from the annotation of a GenBank genome assembly. Lineage: Eukaryota; Viridiplantae; Streptophyta; Zygnematophyceae; Desmidiales; Closteriaceae.
AUGAGGAGUGGAGACCCCUCCCCACCCACGAUGGUCCCUGUCCAGUUCUUCACAGGUGGGGCUGCUGGUCACAGGUGGGGCUGCUGGUCACAGGUGGAGCUGCUGGUCACGGGUGGGGCUGCUGGUCACGGGUGGGGCUGCUGGUCACAGGUGGGGCUGCUGGUCACAGGUGGGGCUGCUGGUCACAUGUGGGGCUGCUGGUCACAGGUGGGGCUGCUGGUCACAGGUGGGGCUGCUGGUCACAGGUGGGGCUGCUGGUCACAGGUGGGGCUGCUGGUCACAGGUGGGGCUGCUGGUCACAGGUGGGGUUGCUGGUCACGGGUGGGGCUGCUGGUCACAGGUGGGGCUGCUGGUCACAGGUGGGGCUGCUGGUCACAGGUGGGGCUGCUGGUCACAGGUGGGGCUCCUGGUCACAGGUGGGGCUGCUGGUCACAGGUGGGGCUGCUGGUCACAGGUAGGGCUGUUGGUCACAGGUGCCUGGUGCUGGCGGCUGGCGCUGGUGCUGGUGCCUGGUGCUGGCGGCUGGCGCUGGUGCUGGUGCCUGGUGCUGGUGCCUGGUGCUGGUGGCUGGCGCUGGUGCUGGUGCCUGGUGCUGGCGGCUGGCGCUGGCGCUGGUGCCUGGUGCUGGCGGCUGGCGCUGGUGCUGGUGCCUGGUGCCUGGUGCUGGCGGCUGGCACUGGUGCUGGUGCCUGGUGCUGGCGGCUGGCGCUGGUGCUGGUGCCUGGUGCUGGCGGCUGGCGCUGGUGCUGGUGCCUGGUGUUGGCGCUGGUGCUGGUGCCUGGUGCCUGGUGCUGGCGGCUGGCGCUGGUGCUGGUGCCUGACGGCUGGCGCUGGUCCUGGUGGCUGGCGCUGGCGUAA